Molecule: messenger RNA, 732 nt
Organism: Mesorhabditis belari
Lineage: Eukaryota; Metazoa; Nematoda; Chromadorea; Rhabditida; Rhabditidae
Source: the annotation of a GenBank genome assembly
AUGUCAACCCUUCCACCAUUGAUACGUGUUUGCCGAAAAAGGACAGCCGAUCCCCAUUCGGCACUCCUCGUCUCCGUUAAAAGAGGACGCGUCGAUGGUGGUGAAGGUGGCCUUGAUCCAUUGUUGUUCUCCCUGUGCGCCACACAAGAUUCGCCGAAUGUGCCCGAAAAUAUUCGAGUAAUCGACUAUUCUCAAGUGAGACCACCGGUAGACGAGACGGCUUCAUUUUCAAAUGUUUUAGUUCAACAGAUUGACGAAACCGAGCAACCACUCGCGCUCUUUCAAAACUCGAUUGGAGAGGCGUCAAGUUCUCGGCACGUCGCUCCGCAAGAUGUGAUCACGUGCAAUGGAGUGCCGAUGCUACGAAUGGGCCCCAACGAGAAUGAUAUCGUUUACGAUUUUUAUGAAAUGCGAAAGGGGGACGCUGAUGCGGCUUUUCAAGAGACCGAUUUUGAGAUGCGAUUCAUGUCACAGGAAGAAUUCAAUCUAUGGAUGGAGUCCGGCUCGGAUUCGGAUGACAAUUGUGCGGACGAUGAUGAGGAUUCGAAUGAUGAGAAUAAUUGGAGAAACGAGUAUCCGGAAGAGGAAUCGCAGAGCGAUGAGGAUGAUGACACGUAUUCGGAUGGGGAACCUGAUGAAUGGGAUGCGAUUGGAAUGCAACGAUUGAGAAUACGGGAUGAUGAUCACCACGAUCACGAUGUUGACACCGACGAGGACGAUGAGGACGAAUAU